AUGCAUUCACUAAGUCCAUACGUCGAGGAUACUGUCAACCCAGUCAUCAACUACACCGAGUCAGCAGUAAACUCAAUCGAAAUCAUGAAGGUAGCCUCCAAGGUGCUGAGGACCAACAUCAACAAGACGACAGCUGAGAGGGCUUUGUUUGCUAGGUAUCUGGUUCAUUUGGUCGGUGACAUCCACCAACCGCUUCAUUCUGUUGCUCUCUUCAACGAGAGCUUCCCCAAAGGAGAUGUAGGCGGAAAUUUCUUGAAAGUUGUCCUCAAGAAUGGCUCAACCAGCAAUUUUCACUCGUACUGGGACGCAGGAGGGUACUUGCUGCAGAAUGACAGUUGGGUGAUGGUCCGUCCUCUCAAGAUGCAGAACCUCACUGCUCUUAAGGAAGUGGCUUCGCAAUUGGUCAACCAGUACGGAAAGGAGGAAUCCUUCCUCAUCGCUCAGAACACUACUUACCCCUACGUCGCCACCACUAACAAGCUCAACGACGAAUACAUCCACCUCACCUACGAGACAUCGAAGAAGCGAAUCACGCUGGCAGGAUUCAGACUGGCAAAUUACAUCAAGGAUAUCUAUAAAUCAAUAGCGAAGACAGCUCCAACAGAGUCCGAUAAUAUGACCCCUCAUUAG
Nymphaea colorata (pocket water lily) is the source of this 630-nucleotide messenger RNA. RefSeq names its product nuclease P1-like. The coding region runs from base 1 to 630 and encodes 209 amino acids. Lineage: Eukaryota; Viridiplantae; Streptophyta; Magnoliopsida; Nymphaeales; Nymphaeaceae. Gene Ontology annotation, molecular function: nucleic acid binding; endonuclease activity. The transcript is spliced from 2 exons. The record is from RefSeq and is a predicted model, not a curated record. Gene Ontology annotation, biological process: DNA catabolic process.